This is a messenger RNA of Neoarthrinium moseri, 471 nucleotides long. RefSeq lists its product as uncharacterized. The coding region runs from base 1 to 471 and encodes 156 amino acids. NCBI's taxonomy places the organism in Eukaryota, Fungi, Ascomycota, Sordariomycetes, Amphisphaeriales, Apiosporaceae. The transcript is spliced from 3 exons. The record is from RefSeq and is a predicted model, not a curated record.
AUGCCAGAGCUCCAGAUCGUCAAUAGCAACGCCGGCGUGGCCGAGGAGACGUUUUGCUACACGAAAGCGGAUUCAGUGAAGAACGUCUUGGACCGCAUCCGCGACAGCCGAGGCCUUGACAAGGAUGUACAUAUCGUUCUGAUCAACGUCCACGGGCUAUAUCAGGAUGCAACUGGGAAUGAGCUGUUGGGCGACGAGCCGAUGGACAGAUACUUCCCCGAUGGAGGCAAAGUGAGAAUAGAUACGGCCAACAGCCACGCGAAAUCAAACUUGUUGCAAGCGGAUUUCAGGAUAGUUGAUAACACAGCAACCGACGAAGCCAAAAGCAAAAACGUGAUCGCCAUAAAGGAACACGGGAAACAAGCUAGAGCGGAUAUAUCCCACAACACGAUACAGAAGAAAGCAGUCAUGACCAACAUCAUUACGGACUCGCCCAUCGAUAAUAUUUGGGAGCAUUUGUUUCCUAGUUGA